UCCGAGAGCCUCCGCUCCGACAACAAGCCCACCACCUCUCCGCCUCCCCUGCACUCUACGGGAACUCCCCGCGUUGCACUACGAGCGUCGUCGUCCCUGAGUCUCUGCUGCCUUUCCCUCUCUCCGUGUGGACGUGGAGCUCCUGAGGAAGCGUCAUGAGGGUUUCUCUGCUGCUGAUCUUCGCUCUCGCGGCUCUCGUGGCGGCCGCUGAGUCGAAAAAAUGCAAGGGCAAGUGCGUGUCUGCCGGCUCGUGUGCGGGGAUGGAGACGAAGGCCGAGUGCGACGGCGCCCAGGUCUGCUGCGUGACCGCAAGAAAUAUUGACAUCAAAAGGAACUGCAAGCCCACUCGCAAAUGCGGCAAGCUCAAGGGUGAAUGCAGGAGGAAGAGCUGCCUCCCUGGAGAAGUCAAGUUCAAGAACAAGGGCAAGAAGACGUUCUGCAAGGGCAAGAAGAAGUGCGUUUGCUGUGCCAGAACCUGCGAAAACAAGGGCUUGUGCAACCUUAAGGGCGGUUUCUGCCAGCCCAUAUCCUUGCCUUGCGACGGCACGCUGGAGACUGGCAAACCCUACUGCAAGGCCAACAAGAAGCUGAAGGGAGGCAAAAAGAACAAGUGCGGAUGCUGCAUUCCAGCAGGUAAGUGGUGUUCUUUAGGAAAUGUUCACGUUUUAGCGACCUUUCUUGUGCCCAGAUAGCCUUUCCAGUUAUGUGGAUCGGCUUUGCUACAACGUUAAUUAGUAAGUCAGCAACAUAAUGGCACUUAAUAUGUGCAGACAACUAGCUUAUAUAGAAUUGGAGGGAUAAGCUCAGUUCAUCAUCAAAUCAAUGCAUUAUGUUUUGAAGGACAAACGUUUUGAUGAUAAAAAUGUAUCAUUCAUUGCCAUUUCCUUAUUCACAUUUCUUUCAUAUGUAUCUGUUGUGUACCAACAGCCGGCAGUCUCAACGGUCCCCAUCUGCCGCGAACCGUUAAUUCGGCGAUUAACCGCGAUUGCAUUUUCGAAAGGCAUUUCCGUUAUUAUCGUCUGCCUUUUCACUAAAAUGUGGCGAUUUCGAUUCGUUCGAUUUUCAGUCGUUUUUUCUUUUCUUUUCUUAUCUUCUGCAUCUAUGUUUUUUUUCUU
Penaeus indicus is the source of this 1115-nucleotide messenger RNA. RefSeq lists its product as uncharacterized. NCBI's taxonomy places the organism in Eukaryota, Metazoa, Arthropoda, Malacostraca, Decapoda, Penaeidae. The transcript has 5 exons. The coding region runs from base 156 to 692 and encodes 178 amino acids. The record is from RefSeq and is a predicted model, not a curated record.